Pseudovirgaria hyperparasitica is the source of this 810-nucleotide messenger RNA. RefSeq lists its product as uncharacterized. Lineage: Eukaryota; Fungi; Ascomycota; Dothideomycetes; Acrospermales; Acrospermaceae. The record is from RefSeq and is a predicted model, not a curated record. The transcript has 2 exons. Bases 1 to 810 code for a protein of 269 amino acids.
AUGUUCUGCACAAGCCUUCGUCGACGUUCUUCUGCUGCACCUCUCAUCUCAACGUUGACACUGCCCACUCCCGCGGGUCUGCAGCUCAUAGAAUCUGACCUCCGCACCCACGACAUUGCCAUCCCAAUUUCCAAUUCCAAGCGUCUGCUCUUUCUCAUCGUCACUCCGCCUUGCGUCAUCAGCACUUCUCUCCUCGACACACUCAAGCGCAUAGAACAUUUCGCCAGUCUCACGGGUGGGAAGAAUUGCGCAGUCCUCUGCAUGCUCUCAACAUCUUCCACCAAAGACAACACCGAAGCUUCAAGCUCGACCACGGCAGCGCUCGCUGCAUACGCACACCUAACUUCAACAUUGCUGUUCGGUGCGCCUCGGUCUCAAGGCGAGCCCUCAGCAUCCUUUACGCCACUUGUACAUCUCCCUAUACUUCCCGUGCCUUUGGCAUCGUCCAUUCCGGACAUCGUUCGUGCGUAUCGGCAAAUCGUCACCGCACCACUCCCUAACCCGAGCACCUACUCGGAGCCUAACACGCCUCCGUCAGCUUCAAGACCCGGCAAGCGCAAGCCCACACACGCAUUUGAGCUCUUGCCCUACUGCACUGUCACGCCACCGCUCGCUGAAGACGCGGCGAUUGCUCUGACGGACGCAUAUGUCGACUUGAAGGAUCUCAUACACGGUGCUAUGAGUACUGCUGAGGAGGACUCCACUAGCGAGAGUAUGCAAGGGAUAACGGGCAGAUUGGAGGAAGUCCUUGGGGCGCAAGGGGCGCAAGAUGUGAGAGAUUUCUGGCGUGAGGAGUGGGUUGCGGAGUGA